UGAUAGUGUCAAGGACAAAUAACAUAAAGGUAUAACGACAUUGGCAAGUCAAGCCAUUAGUUUGUAGGAGGUGAUUAUAUAAACUCGAUAUUUUUAACUUUCAAAAGUGUUUUAUCUUCAAUUUUCAUACCGCUACUGGAUAUAUGAAAUAAAGUUUACAAUAAAUAAGAUUUAAGUGCUUAAAAUGGCAUCAAACAGUGCAUCAGAGUUAUCAUCUGAAAAGGGAAUUGAUAUAAAAUGCUCAGCGUGUAAACAACAAAAUAAAAGUACCGGCGCUGACAAAUAUUGUGUUGAUUGCCAGGACUACUACUGUUCUGAAUGUUUGAAACUACACGAAACACUUCCUGCUUUGAAGAAGCACAAAUUACUGGAUACAAAUGAUGACACUAUUGGACAGCUUCUAAUGAUACCAACAGAAAAGUGUGAAAGACAUCAUUACACAACUACUGUUGACAUGUUUUGCCAGAAUCAUGACGAGGUCGGGUGUACAAAAUGUAUGGUAACGGAUCACAGUGGUUGCAAAGAUGUGUUCUACAUUCCUGAAAUGAUGGAAACGAGAGAAAUAAAAGGAUGCCAGGAACGCAUGGCUGCUAUAGAGAAGAAAUUUAACGGGCUUCUUGAUAGAUUCAACAAUGAAGACUCGGAUCUAGAAGCAAACAAGCAAAUGGAAAUUGACAAGAUUAACUCAUAUGUAAAACAGAUUGAAGAUAAAAUCAAACUAGCAGCUCAAGAUGCUUUAUCUCAGGUUGAAAAACGGUAUCAGAAGCUAAAGUCUGUAUUAAAAGGGAAUACUGAAAAAGUGAGAGAUCAAUUUGAAAAGUUUUCAUCGAUUAAAGAAUGCAUUGAAACAAGAAAGGAAAACAAGUCACAAACAUUUGUAGCCUUCAAACAGAACAAAGAAAAAAUUGAAGCUAGCGAACAGGAGUGUGAUAGUAAUCUAAAUAUUGAACUCGGACAUAGAGUACAAUUUACUCUAGAUCACGAACUCAAAGAAAAACUAAUUGUGGAAAGAUUCGUUUUAGGAAAUGUAAACAUACAGACAUAUAGCUUUGUACAUAAAGGAAGCUUUAAAAUACGCUUAACAUCGGACCAGAAUGCACCUAUGGUAAACGGAUCUUGUGUUAUAUCAGACGGUUCCAUCGUUUUAGCAGACUCUGACAAUAAAAACAUUAAACUUGUUGAUGUAAAAAAGCAGCAAGUUGUAGAUGAGGUUAAAUUCCAGACCAAACCUUUUGAUGUUUGCUCCAUAGACAGAAAUGGUAAAAACGAGAUUGCAGUGUGUCAAGAAGAUGAAGUUUCAGUGAUCUAUAUACAAAAUGAUAAAUUGUGCUCGGCAUUUGACAUCAAUUUGAAUUUUUACUGCUUCGGGAUAUUCUGCUUAGAUAAUAUUCUGUAUAUUUCUGACACAAAGAAUAUACACCUAGUUGAUUUUACCGGAAGAGUGUUAAAAACAGUUGCAGUAGAGAAACCUUUAGGCGAUUAUGGUCAACUACAUGAUAUAUACGUGUGUAAUAAAAACAAAAACAUAUUUGUUUCUUGCAGAACAUCGCACGGGAAAAGUCUUUUCUGUCUUAAUGAUAAUGGGGAGAUUAUAAAUAUAAUAUCAAAGGAGAUAGCAUGGUGUAAUGGCCUAGCAGAUGCUGGAAACGGGAAAGUGUUUGCUUGCGGAAUUGAUUCGAAAAAUGUUACACUUUUGAAUAAUAGGUGUGAAAUUGAAAAAGUUGUUAUCAAGGAUGGACUUAAAAAUCCUAUAUCCAUGUGUUUUGAUUUCAAAUCAGGACGUUUGUAUGUUUUGCACUUUAUGGACGAUACUGUUGAUAUAUUUGAAUUUGACUAGAUAUUGUUUCAUUAUUUUAAAUAAAUGUGACCAUAUGUUUUUCAAUCUUCAUCUUGUUGUCUGACACGCCAUUGUAUUGUUAAUUUGUGUAUCAUACACAUUUUAUUUGAUCAUUUUCAAAACAAAAAACAUCCUGACUUUCAAUCUUGGAAGACAAUGCUAUGUAUUAUACUAACCAAAUGCUUUAGAUAUAAGGCUUCCUAUGAAAAUAAAGUUGUAUUAAAUGUAAAGUUGUUACAUAAUACUAAUAAUA
Messenger RNA from Ruditapes philippinarum (Manila clam), 2090 nucleotides. RefSeq lists its product as uncharacterized. Bases 185 to 1837 code for a protein of 550 amino acids. The record is from RefSeq and is a predicted model, not a curated record. Lineage: Eukaryota; Metazoa; Mollusca; Bivalvia; Venerida; Veneridae. Gene Ontology annotation, molecular function: ubiquitin-protein transferase activity; zinc ion binding. Gene Ontology annotation, cellular component: nucleoplasm; chromatin. The transcript has 2 exons. Gene Ontology annotation, biological process: positive regulation of DNA-templated transcription.